Molecule: messenger RNA, 2725 nt
Organism: Vidua chalybeata
Lineage: Eukaryota; Metazoa; Chordata; Aves; Passeriformes; Viduidae
Gene: SF3B2
Product: splicing factor 3b subunit 2
Exons: 22
Coding region: 10-2640 (876 amino acids)
Biological process (GO): mRNA splicing, via spliceosome
Cellular component (GO): U12-type spliceosomal complex; precatalytic spliceosome; nucleus
Source: RefSeq, a predicted model, not a curated record
GCGGCCAAGAUGGCGGCGGAGCGCGCGGAGGCGGCGGCGGCGGCCGGGGCCGGGCCCGGGGAGCCCCUCAGGGACCCCCGAGCCCCCGAGCGCUCGCCCUACGCGGGCUGGGCCCACGCCGAGCUCCAGGCCACGCUCGCCGGCAUCGGAGCCCCCGCGCAGGGGACCCGGGAGGAGCUGCUGGAGCGGCUCCAGGCCUACACCCUGCAGACUGGGAUCGUGCUGAGCCGCCCCGCCCUGCGCCCAGAGGAGGGGGACAAGGCCCCGCCCCCCCAGCUGCCCCCAGCGCUGCCCCUGCAGCACCCCCUGGUGCCGCCCCCUCCCCCCCCGGGCCUGGGGCUCACCUUCGGUAUGGGGGGGCCCGUGGGGGGGGUCCCGGUGCCGCCCCCGCCCCCCCCCGCGGGGCUGUCCGAGGAGGAGCGGCUGACGCUGGCCCAGCAGCAGGCGGCCAUGCUGCUGCAGGAGGAGCGGGCACAGGGUCAGCACCCAUUCGGGGACAAGGCCAAGGAGCAGGAGCUGCUGGAGCAGCAGAAACGGGCCGCGGUGCUGCUGGAGCAGGAGCGGCAGCAGGAGAUGGCCAAGCUGACCCCCCCCACCCCCCGCGCCCCCCCCGAGGGGGCUCCCAUGGCUGCCAGGACCCCCCUGGCCCCCCGAGGCAGCCCCAUGGGAGCCCCCCUGGCCAUGGGAGCCCCCCGGCCCCGCGGGCCCCCCCCGCCCCCCGGUGACGACAGCAGAGAGGCUGAGGACUCCGGGGUGGGCCCCAAGAUCCCGCAGGCGCUGGAGAAGAUCCUGCAGCUCAAGGAGAGCCGGCAGGAGGAGCUGGUGACAGUGCCAGGGGUCUCGGCUGAGGACGAGAUGGAGAUGGAGCUGCGAACGUCGGCGUCGGCCUCCGAGGCUGAGGAGGACACAGGGACAUCCAAAAAGGAGCGGAACCGGAAGCGCCGCAACCGCAAGAAGAAGAAGCGGGGGAGGGGCGGGGCCCGGGAGGGGCCCCCAACCCCGACCCCCUCCCGGGGGGACCCCGAGACCCCCGCUGGGGACACCCCCGAGGUGGAGAUCGAGUACGUGAGCGAGGAGCCCGAGAUCUACGACCCCAACUUUGUCUUCUUCAAGAGGAUCUUCGAGGCCUUCAAGCUGACGGACGAGGUGAAGAAGGACAAGGAGAAGGAGCCGGAGCGGGCGGAGCGAGCCGAGAGCGCCGGGGUGCCCCGGAAAAAGGGACCCGAGGAUGGCACCAGGGGCAGCGACGGGGACAGCUCCGAGGACGAGCAGGAGAAGAAGCAGGAGGUCCCCAAGCUGUCCAAGAAGAAGCUGCGGCGCAUGAACAGGUUCACGGUGGCCGAGCUGAAGCAGCUGGUGGCCCGCCCGGACGUGGUGGAGAUGCACGACGUGACGGCGCAGGACCCCAAGCUGCUGGUGCACCUGAAGGCCACGCGGAACUCGGUGCCGGUGCCGCGGCACUGGUGCUUCAAGAGGAAAUACCUGCAGGGCAAGAGGGGCAUCGAGAAGCCGCCCUUCGAGCUGCCCGAGUUCAUCAAGCGCACCGGCAUCCAGGAGAUGCGCGAGGCCCUGCAGGAGAAGGAGGAGCAGAAGACCAUGAAGUCCAAGAUGAGGGAGAAGGUGCGGCCCAAGAUGGGCAAGAUCGACAUCGACUACCAGAAGCUGCACGACGCCUUCUUCAAGUGGCAGACCAAGCCCAAGCUGACCAUCCACGGGGACCUCUACUACGAGGGGAAGGAGUUCGAGACGCGGCUCAAGGAGAAGAAGCCGGGCGAUCUCUCGGACGAGCUGCGGAUCGCGCUGGGCAUGCCCGUGGGGCCGAAUGCCCACAAGGUGCCCCCCCCGUGGCUGAUCGCCAUGCAGCGCUACGGACCCCCCCCCUCGUACCCCAACCUCAAAAUCCCGGGGCUCAACUCCCCCAUCCCCGAGGGCUGCUCCUUCGGGUACCACGCCGGGGGCUGGGGGAAGCCGCCCGUGGACGAGACGGGGAAGCCGCUCUACGGCGACGUGUUCGGCACCAACGCCGCCGAGUUCCAGACCAAGGAGGAGGAGGAGGAGAUCGACCGCACGCCCUGGGGGGAGCUGGAGCCGUCGGACGAGGAAUCCUCGGAGGAGGAGGAGGAGGAGGAGAGCGACGAAGAAAAACCCGACGAGACCGGCUUCAUCACCCCCGCCGACAGUGGGUUGAUCACCCCGGGGGGCUUCUCCUCGGUGCCGGCCGGGAUGGAGACCCCGGAGCUGAUCGAGCUCCGCAAGAAGAAAAUCGAGGAGGCCAUGGACGGGAGCGAGACCCCCCAGCUGUUCACGGUGGUCCCCGAGAAGCGCACGGCGACCGUGGGCACGGCCAUGAUGGGCUCCACCCACAUCUACGACAUGUCUGCGGUGAUGGGCCGCAAGGGCCCGGUGGCCGAGGCGCAGGGCGUGGAGGUGGCGCUGGCCCCCGAGGAGCUGGAGCUGGACCCCACGGCCAUGACGCAGAAGUACGAGGAGCACGUGCGGGAGCAGCAGGCGCAGGUGGAGAAGGAGGACUUCAGCGACAUGGUGGCCGAGCACGCCGCCAAGCAGAAGCAGAAGAAGCGGAAGGCGCAGCCCCAGGACGCCCGCGGGGGGGGCAAGAAGUACAAGGAGUUCAAGUUUUAGAUGUCACCACUGUCCCCUCGCUGUCCCCUCGCUGUCACCUCCCUGGCACCGCCCUCUGCCACCCCGCAGGGCGCUGGUGCCACCC